Messenger RNA from Cinara cedri, 5230 nucleotides. NCBI's taxonomy places the organism in Eukaryota, Metazoa, Arthropoda, Insecta, Hemiptera, Aphididae. The record is from the annotation of a GenBank genome assembly.
GUUUUAAAUGAAAAUAACGGUCGUUAAUUUUUAUUUUGUUGUCAUCAUUUACUAUUUAGUAUUUACGGAACUACAAUACUUAAAAUUUAUUUUCCACGUUUUAUUCCCGAUAAAUAUUUUAAAAUAACUACUUUAUUGGAUUUUAACUCGUUUACGGGUAAGUUGUAAUUACAGUAAAUUGGUUAGCCUUGAAUUAUACCGUUAUAACUAGGUACUUACUGAUGUAUUUUAAAUUUUCAUAAAAUUUUUAAGUUUUAUUGUUAACAAUUUUUUUUUUAUGAGCAGAAGGCGUGCAAAAUAUUUUGAUUUUACAAUGUCUCAAUUUGCGUUUGUUAAUGAUCUAAAGAAUGUGGUUAGAAUGGAUGAGCCAAUUACCAGUGGACCUGCUCCACGUUGGAUGAAAAAGAGCAUGGAUUCUUCUGGGUUAGAAUGUGUGUAUGUAUGUGGGUACAAAAAUUUUAAACUUGUUAAAUAUUCUUUGGUAGUUCGGCCAAUACAUCAAGGAAUAAAGUUUCGACGUCAAGUUCAUUUAAUGCUAAUACAAAAAUUCCCAAAGAGACUUCGGACUUAAUAGCUACCAAGAAAACUCCAUCAAAAACCCCUAGUAAAUCAAAAUCACCAGGUUAGUGACAUUAGUGAAUUUUUUAUUGCAUCUAUGUUAUCAUAGAUAUCAACAAUUUUAUAUAUUAUAUUCUAUGCAUAAAUAUUUUCUUGGCCAUAAAAUAAAAACAAGUAUUAAUUCACAAAUAAGUAUCAUUAAUUAUUAAAAAUGAACGGAAAUCAUAUAAGUCGAUUUUUCGAAAGAAAUAAAAUAAAACCUCGAUUAAAACAUCAGAAAUUAAAUACUGAUAAUCAUAAGAUAUUAUUAUCUGUUGUAAAAGGUAAGUAAUUAAUACAUUAAACUUGUUAUAUUUGAGAAUUAUUAAACAUUUUACUGUGUAGCUUAGCGAUGUUCACAAUGUUUAAUUUGCAGAGCCUUUAUGUUAUUAAAAAAAAAUUACAGUGCCUCAAAAACCAGGAAUGCUAAUUUUAAAUCAUAAAUAGUAAAAAAAAAAAAAAAGAAUUCAUGAAUGAUUUCUUUUUUAAUUUAUUAAUUUAUAUUGCAUGCAAAACAAAAUAUCUCGCUUAAUUAGUAAACACUAUAAAUUUUAAUCCAUUAUUUUUGAUUUAAUUCAGAUUUACCAAUGGAGUUCUUAGAUUACUCUCGUGGAACACAGUUUGAGAACCGCUGCUUUAGCAUAACAGCUUUUCAAAUUCUUAACUAUUGAUACAACUUUUUUGUGUUUGUCUUAUGUCUAAUUCAUUCUUCCCAGUCAAUAAUUUCUAUAUUCAUUUAUUCUGCCAAAUUAAUGUUUUCUUACAAUUGAAAAGCAAGUUUUAAAUUUAUUACAUUUUCAAACAUCUCUAAUAUUUAUAUCCCAAUAUUUUAUGAUGUAGAACUUAGAAUUACUGAUUUAUCAAAUUAUGAACUCUAUUGUAAUACUAAUCAAAAUAUGUUAGGUAUUUAAUUUAAAUAGGUAAAAUAAAUUAAAUUUUAUAUUUUAACUGCAUUUUCAUAUUUAUGAAUUAUAAUAGUUAAGGAGGAUUUAGGUAAUACUAAAAGGUUGUCAUCUAAAAAUAGAUAGAAAGCUAACUACUCUAACUUACUUCUUUAAUCUAAAUUUUUAUACUGUUAUAACUAGAACAUGGAUUUGUAUGCAAGUAUUAUAAUAUGCAAUGAAAAUUAGACAAACAAACAGUAAUCAAAAACUUGCAAAUAUGAAACGAUUAAAGAAAUUAGAUUUUAUUAGCCAUAAUUAUUUCUAUAUAAUAAUAGUGUUUAUACCUGCUUACAUUUUUAAAUACCAUUCAAAUAUAGAUAUUAAUAAAUACUUCAAUUUAAUUUCAUGAAUUGAGUCAUUAAAUAAAUAUUUUAAUUUUCAUAGCUUCAAAAUCAGCAUCCAACACACCAGCUAAACCAAAAACACCAGGCGGUGACAGAUUUAUUCCUUCCAGAAUGUCCACAAAUUUUGACAUUAGUCAUUUUAAAGUAAUACAAAUAUAAUUAUGUACUUUUUCUUUAUUUUAAUUAUUUUCAUUUCUUGUUUUUAUUUGUACAGAUGAAUCGUGAAAAUGAAGACCUUGAAAUUAGUCCAUCUCAAUCUGACUACAGAAAAGCUAUGUCUGAGAAUCUUCACGGCUGUGAUAUAAAUAAUGUACGAGUGUUAUCCUAUCAAAAUAAAGCACCAGCUCCUCCUGAGGUACCUAUAAUAAUAAAAUUGAAUAUUUUAAUAAGUACCUUAUUUCAAUCAACACAUUAUUUUAGGGUUAUCAAAAUGCUCUUAAAGUAGUUUACACCCAAUCCAAAACUCCAAUGAAUAUCCGUGGUGCCACUCGUUAUAUACCACAUGCACCAGAUCGUAUAUUGGAUGCUCCUGAAAUUGUUGAUGACUAUUGUACAGUAUUAGUUAAAUUUAAUUUGUAUAUUAUUAAUAUAAAAUUGUAAAAAACAAUAUUUACAUGUUUAAUAGAUUUAAAUUUAAUUGACUGGAGCUUCUCCAACACAUUGGCCGUCGCUCUAGGUACGAGUGUUUAUCUUUGGAAUGCUGACACUGGAGCAAUUGAUCAACUCUUUGAUCUCGAAGGUGCCGACUAUGUUACUUCUGUGAGCUGGGUUCCAAAUGGAAACCUAUUAGCUGUCGGAACUGCCUUAGGGCCUGUACAAGUAUGUAAUAUGUGUAAGAUUUAAGUUUUGGUUAUAUUACAUAAUAUUAUUAAAUAAUUAUUUACUUGUAGCUGUGGGAUGUAGCUCAAACAAAACGACUGCGUAUAAUGAAUAGUCACAGUUCCAGAGUGGGUGCUAUGUCAUGGAAUACUCAUAUACUCACAACAGGUUCCAGAACUGGACAACUUGUUCACAAUGAUGUCAGACAAAGAGAACAUGUUGUUGGCACAAUUUAUUCACACACACAAGAAGUAUAAAGAAAUAACUGACGUUUAUUAUUAUUUAUAAUCAAAACAUAAACAUAUUUCAAUUUGUAUAGGUUUGUGGAUUAAAAUGGGCACCUGAUGGUCGUUAUUUAGCUAGUGGUGGAAAUGACAAUCUAUUGAACAUAUAUAGUGGUUUACCUGGUCAGGCAACAUAUCAAUCUGAGCCAUUAUACAGUUUUAGGUAAGUUAGGUUAUAUAGAAAUUUGAAUAUAUGAUUAUAAAAAAUAAUUGUUUUUCUAUAUAGUCAACAUCAAGCUGCUGUAAAAGCAUUGGAUUGGUGCCCAUGGCAAACAAAUGUUUUAGCCAGUGGUGGUGGUACAGCAGAUCGGACCAUCAGGUUUUGGAAUUGUAAUAAUGGUCAGUGUAUUAAUUCGGUUAAUGCCAACUCACAAGUAUGUGCUAUUCUUUGGUCAAAAACAUAUAGAGAAUUAGUAUCAGCGCACGGUUUUGCAAACAAUCAGCUUACAAUUUGGAAGUACCCUGCAUUGACAAAGGUAUGAUAGUUAUUAUAUUAAAUCGACAUAGCAUCUAUUGACCAUUUUAUACUUGGAAAAUAUAUUAAGUUUGAAUUAAUAACUAUAGACUGAUAGUUUUAAUUGUACCUUUUGAAUGAUAGCAUACUUAAUCAUAAUCUUUUCUUAAAAAUCCCAAAAAUGAACACUGUAUUCAAGUUGAUUAAAAUCGAUUUUCCUUUUUAUAUUAUGAUUUGAACAAAGUGUGCAAUAAUUUUUUAAAAUAUAUUGAUUUAUAGAUAUAUGUUCAUAUGAUUUAUGAUGACUUCUGUAGUUAAAAAAAAUAGUUGAUACUACUGAUGGGUGUGCCACUGUUAUAGGUGAAAAGAUACGUACAGUUAUUUAAUUUAUAUCUGUAAGUAACAAAAACGAUUUUGAGCAAAGUUUAAUUGUGUCUGUUUCGAAAUACUAUAUAUUUUAAGAUUUUGAUCUUAAAAUUAUAAUUAAAACAAAUCACUACAUUUUGGUCAACUUUAUUAUUUUUUUACCACCAAGUACAACUUAUAAUAAACCUCAUAUUAAAUGUUAAAGUAUUUCUGUUGGGUUAAACAGUUUUAUCUGCUUAGUACCUACUAAUUAAAAACUAAGUAAAAAACCAAAAUGCUUUGAACUUUUUAUCACAUUAAGAAAAAAUAAAUAUAUAUUUUCUGUCAAAAUUUCAAGUUUCAAAGUUUCUACAGAUUUCUUUUUAACUGAUUACAUUAUAAAUAAUGAAACUUUCCUAUUUUUGUUCAGUUUUUGAGAAAACUGAAAAAUCAAAAAAUGACUUAGGCAUCAACUAAAUCUAAAAUGUAACAAAAAGAUGUUAUUUUUUAAAAUUAAAGCAAUUUUUCCGUUAUUUCAAGACAGAAAAAAACACAUAGUAAAACAAAUAGAUUUCUCACUCUGCUCAGAAUCUAAACAAACUUGAUAAUAAAACUUUAAAAGAAUUAAUUUUUUUUAUUUCUCAUUUGUUAAGUAUUAUAGCCUAAGUUUAGAGAUCUAAUCCUGAUGUAGAAGGGAAACUUCUACUAAUAUAUCUCUGAUGCUGAAGAUGUUUAACUUGUUAUUCUAAAUUGUUUCAUUUUGUUAGUCCUUGCACUGUUUAUCUCAAAUCUAAAACUUAUAACAGUCUUUGUCAUUAACCAUUUUGAUGUCCUAAAUUUAAAUUUUGUUCCGACUCAUUACUUCUUUUAAAAUUUAUCCAUUUCAGUGAUUACCCAUCUUUCAUUCAGCACUUGUCUCAAUAAUUUGUUUAAUUAUUAAUUUUCCUAAGGUUGCUGAACUAACUGGACACACAAAUCGUAUUCUAAAUUUGGCAAUGUCACCAGACGGUUCAACAGUACUCUCAGCUGGAGCAGAUGAAACCCUCCGGAUGUGGAAGUGCUUCUUGCCAGAUCCAAAUAAGAAAAAAGACCAACAGAAACGAUCCUCUAGGCCCACUUUACUGGGUCCAGGACUGAGAUAAAUAAUAUUUAUUUGUUUUCAAAUAUGUAUUGUAUCUGUUUAAUUGCUAUAGAAUAUUUGUGUUAUGUAUUUUAAGUUAGUUUCACAGUUUACAACCAUUUUUUUUUUUUUUUUUGUUUAAGACUUAAUUAUACUUUUUACUAGCUAGCAUUAUAUUUUUUAUUAUUACUAUUACUAUAUUUUUUUUAAAUUGUAUUGUAUAUUUUUUUUUAUUUGAAGUCUUCUCAUAUAAUUUUAAAAUUGCAUUUAUGCAAAACUAAUGUAAAAAUUUGAAUUUGACUAUAACCAAAAAUCAUAUUUAU